GCAGCCACAACCGCAGCAUCGCCCGGAUCCCUGUGGAGGCUUUUUGAUGAUCACCCCCCGGCACGAGUCCUCCAGAGAGUGCUGAUGCCGGAAGCUGAGAGGCCACUUUUUCACUCGAUUACACAAUCACAACAAGGCAGAUAGAUUGCUGAGUUGUCAGAUUGUGAAGCAUCGGAUGAAGGCAGGGCGCAUCAAGGUGAACUCGCUGCCCUCUCAUUGGUGAUUGGUGCGGGAUGUUUGGCCCCAGGUGUGGCCUUGGGCUCUCCUGCGCACGCACGGCGUCCCUCCAGCUUCGCGGAGCGCUCUCCCAGCUGAGCACUCGAUUCUGUCGGUUUAAGUAAGUCUCUCCAGGCCUGGCGCCGCGUCAAGCGCCCAGUUUCUUUACAGUUUUACCAAAACGGCCACAGAAAUGCAAGGUCCCACAGCUGCACUAGAACUAACAGUCGGGGAGGCAGGAAUGCGCGGUGCACCGCAGUGGGAUUUUGGCUGAAACCACAAGCCUCCUACACCUGUCCCCUGCGCGCUUAAGGCGUCUCUGGAUGACGUGCCUUGAGGAUGGGAAGUGGGAAUCCGCUGAAAGCUUUAGAGGAGUCCCUGGGUGGGGUGGGCUAGAGCUUGGAAAGCUUCAGCGGGUUGCCGUUUACUCCCCGCUCUGCUUCACAGGGACGGGGGCGGGGACCAGCAGGACUUUGGAACCUGUUACUGGAGGUGUUGCAGAAAGUGCGCAAGGUCCACCUGCACGGACGGCGCCACGGCGCCACGGCCCCAACCGCCGUAGGCAGCCCAGGCCGCAGCAGCCCCGACCCGGCCUCCAGGCUGCAGGUGCGGAGCCGCCCCGCCAACACUCACCGCUCCUUGCCGCUGGACGUGCGUGGAAGCCGGGGAUCGCACGCGGGUCCCUGCGCGUCCCGGGAUGGCAGGGGGCGGGCCCCGAAUCGCCGACUGGGCGCGUCACGGGCGCCCGCUCCUCAUUGGCCUGCCGCGGCGGUCACGGGCCCUGACACCGGGAUUGGCACCGCCCGCGGGCAGAGCCGGAGUAACGGGACUCCCGGCUGCGGGUCACAGCCAAGGCGCCCGAGGGGGCUGGCGUCGGCGCCGAGCCCAGAGCCCAGAGAGGGAGCCUGGCCGGGACGCGCGCACCAUGCCCUACCUGCUCAUCAGCACCCAGAUCCGCAUGGAGGUGGGCCCCACCAUGGUGGGUGAUGAGCACUCGGAUCCAGAGCUGAUGCGGCAUCUGGGGGCCUCAAAAAGAAGCGUCUUGGGAAACAACUUUUGUGAGUACUAUGUCAACGACCCUCCCCGCAUUGUCCUGGACAAGCUGGAACGCAGGGGAUUCCGUGUGCUGAGCAUGACAGGAGUGGGCCAGACACUGGUGUGGUGCCUGCACAAGGAAUGACUCUCACGCCAAGGAGUGGACGGGACACCCCUUCUUUCAGUGGUUGUCAUGGGCCCUGGCCCCAAGCCCCUGCCUGCCUCCCUUGCUGCUCUGUCCCUCUUCCCAAAUCAUUGUUUUCCUUGGCCUAGCACCACUCGGCAGGAAAUGGCCUUCUCUGAAACCUGCCUCAGCCAGUGGGUGAGGGGUGGUCAGGGCCUGUAGCCCUGGUGCUCCCAGCCCCCCUCUGCUUCAGGCCUAGAGGCCAUUCCCUGUGGGCAGGCUAAGGUGGUGGCAAGAGCCAGCCUGGCCUUGGCGAGAAUUGGCACCCCUGAGGAGCCUGGCCCCGGGACUGGGCACAUGGGCGGGUCCUGUGUGGUGAGUCCAAGCCAAUAAAGUGCUGUGAUGAGUGGU
Manis javanica (Malayan pangolin) is the source of this 1786-nucleotide messenger RNA. RefSeq names its product GTP cyclohydrolase I feedback regulator (gene GCHFR). Gene Ontology annotation, cellular component: cytoplasm; nucleus. Lineage: Eukaryota; Metazoa; Chordata; Mammalia; Pholidota; Manidae. Gene Ontology annotation, molecular function: GTP cyclohydrolase binding. Gene Ontology annotation, biological process: negative regulation of biosynthetic process. The record is from RefSeq and is a predicted model, not a curated record.